GGAUUCAUCAUUGAACAUCGUAGCUGUUUGCUUACACGCGAGAAAGAUGAGUCUUAAAGUAGCAGUUUAUUGCUGCUUAGCAGCAGUUGCAGUCCUAAGUUCCGUUUCGCCGACGGAGGCAACAUCUGAUCCAGAGGCGCUGUACGGAUAUAGCUAUCAAGAAUCGAAUGAGAGGAAGUAUGGCUAUGACAGUAACAGUGACAGUGACAGCGAUAGUGAGAGCGACAGUGACGAAUCGAUUGAUGCAAAAUUGACGGUGGAAGUUUCGAUUACAGUGGAAGUAGGAAGUCACAGAUGGGGUGAUGGUGGGACAGUGCAAGAUGGAGUGGAAAAUGAUGAUGUGGAUGGAGGAUACAAUGGAACGAGGCAUGAAGGAAGCGCACAAACAUUUUUUGUCGAUAGUCCCUUUGAACUACCGUUUUAGCCGAAAAAAUACCCGAGUUGCUGAAGCGAACAACUGCCGUUGUAUUGAAUGGAAUAACUAGAUUUUUGUAACUGAACGAACUAAUUCCGUAGAAUGUACGACCACUAAAUAUCGGAAAAUAAAAUGUUUUUAAAGUAGA
Topomyia yanbarensis is the source of this 563-nucleotide messenger RNA. RefSeq lists its product as uncharacterized. Lineage: Eukaryota; Metazoa; Arthropoda; Insecta; Diptera; Culicidae. The record is from RefSeq and is a predicted model, not a curated record. The transcript is spliced from 2 exons. Bases 47 to 424 code for a protein of 125 amino acids.